Molecule: messenger RNA, 549 nt
Organism: Hepatospora eriocheir
Lineage: Eukaryota; Fungi; Microsporidia; Hepatosporidae
Source: the annotation of a GenBank genome assembly
AUGGAAAAAGAGAACAAUUUAUAUUCAAAAAUUCAAGAAGAACAGCGUGAGGUAGAAAAUAAGUAUAGUAAACACAUGUAUGAAGAGUUUAACUUGAAAUUAAAGUAUCAGAAUCUUAUGGAACCUUUCUUAAAGGAGAGAGAUACAGCAAUCAGAUCUUUAACAAAAAAACAGAGAAUUUUUUUAUUUGAGAAAAUCACUGGGAAAUUUUCAGAAUUCCUGUCUCUAUUACCAACUUAUACACACGAGGAUAUAGAGUAUUAUGACAUGUAUUUUAUCAAUAUGUUGAAAGUAACUCUUUUAGAAAACUUUGAAGCAAAAGUUGAAUUGGAAUUAUUUGAAAAUCCUUAUAUUGAAAACACUAAAUUAGAGCGUAUUUUUUGUUUAGUUGAUAACAAGAAUCAAUUUGAUAAAAUUAAUUAUAAAGAAGGAGUGGAAAAGUGUGAUUUAUUUAAUUUCUUUGAAGAAAGAAAAGCUAUUGAUUUAUCAUAUUUUAAUGCUAUUUAUGAUUUAUACCUUGAUUUAGGUGAUGGAAUUAUUUUAGAAUAA